GAAUUUCAGCCAUUUGUUUAAAAUUAAGAGAUUAUAUCCGUAAAUGCACUCCUUACUUAUACAUACGUCUGAUGUUUGGCUGUUGUAUCCUGGAAUGUGUUUGUGGUUGUGGACAGUUGCCCCCGCUAUUGAUUUCUGGGUGUCCAAAACUACAGAGACAGCAGACCUGAGAGGCCUGAGAGGAAUACCUCAUAAAUCUAUAGGCUCGUGCUAGUUUUUCAUACUGGUGAGAAAGAGGGAGGACACCGGAGGGGAGAGACGAGGAGAGAGAGAGUCACCAGGAAAACUCAAAAGAACAUAGGUCCAACAGUCUUCUUCUAUCAAACCAGGCAGUCGAAUGGAUUAGGGUGAAUCUACGAUUCAUCAAAUUAUUUACAGAGGAGCAGCAGUGAGGCACUUAUACGGAUUGCUUGGAUAAUGCAAAUGACCUUUACAACUUAGGUGUCUGUAUGUCAGUAGAAAUCUAUAGAGAGAGAGAGACAAGACAAAUUUUGACUGAAUAUAAUACAGCUUUGGAUUUAACCCUACUUGAUGCAAUCAAGAAGACAACAAUGGAAAACUGGAUAUUCACUGUAUUCACACAAGUGGACACAGAUUUCUUUUUUUAUGUAUUGAAAGUGACAUAAUUAAUCCCUAAAGGGAGACUCUUCCUGGAAAUGUCAGCCUGGCUCGACUACACCUCAGCAUUGCAGGAGUUUGAACGCAGUUCGCCAAGUUGAAAGGCAGUGUCCUUACUCACCCUGUGCCACACUGAUUUUGGAAAAACACAGGACCAUACCUGUGUGGAGGACAUCUUUUGCGGGGACAGGAAGUACAAGCCACAGGAAGCUCUGUAGUUACUGAAGCUGCUUGCCAUGUCCGAUGUGGUCUAAUUACACCUUCUCUGUGGAUUUACACAAGUCAACUGUUGGCCAUUUCUUGGAUUUAGCUUCAAUAGUUAAUAGGUUUUAGCUUAAUUUAAUUUAUGACAAGUAAUGUUUGCUAUUGACCUGAAUUGUGGGGGACAUAUUUUCAAAAAUGACUUGUCUUUACAACCAGCUGCUGUCUUCAAUUUAUGCUUCGCAUCACAGCAGGAAAUACAAACUUUAAAACCUUUUUCCAAUUUAAUGCAGAAGCCAACCAUCAGAUAAAUCUAAAUCUGUGCAAAUUGGCCUGACCUUUGAUUGCAAACCUGCGAUGAACUGCACUCCUAAUGCCACUAUCGCUCCACAGCCGGGACUAGUCUUGAGCCCAGGGCCUGGAGAUGGAGGCUUCCAGGAGAGUGGUGGUGGUGGUGGUGGUGGUGGAGGCAGUGGGGGCCUUUGGGUGACAUUCCUGCUCGGUGCCACACUGACAAUCAUGUGCGCCAUGGGUGUGGCGGGCAACACGUACACACUCAUCAUUACCCGUUCAGCCGCCUUGCGCCGGACAGGUUCCAUGUACGUUUACAUCAUCAAUCUGGCUCUCGCAGACCUGCUCUACCUCUCCACCAUACCCUUUGUAGUCUGCACCUACUUUGCCCAUGACUGGCUGUUUGGCGAGGCUGGCUGUCGCAUCCUGCUGAGUCUCGACCUCCUCACUAUGCACGCCAGCGUCUUUAUUUUGGUUGCUAUGAGCCUGGAACGCUACCGUGCCGUUGCUAGGCCCUUCAGCGCCCACAGAUCCUUGUCCCGUAAACGAAAGCUAGCGGCCGGGAUUAUCUGGGGUUUGGCUUUUGUGCUAACGCUUCCCAUGAUGGUGAUGAUCCGACUCAGGGAGGGCAAACCAACGACGGCUGGUUUGGUCCAGAGCAUAUGCUUUCCUACUUGGACCCCUGAGGCCUUCAAGGCUUACAUCACAGUCCUGUUUCUUACAAGUGUUUUAGUUCCUGGAUUGGUCAUCGUUGGGCUGUAUGUGGGGCUAGCCAGCCGCUACUGGGCAGUGCAGGCUAGUUUAAGAUGUAGCAGCCGGUCUGCCCAGAGGAGAGGACUCAAACAAAAAGUCGUGUCAAUGAUCUUUAGCAUCGUAAUGGUCUACUGGGCUUGUUUCUUACCUUUCUGGGGAUGGCAGCUGGCCAGACUGUUCUCUCCAGAGUCCCUGAAAGCUUUGUCUCCAGCUGCUCAUAAUUAUGUCAAUUUCUUUGUUACGUGUCUGACAUAUGGGAACAGCUGCAUCAAUCCAUUUCUUUACACUCUGCUGACCCGGAACUAUAAAGAUUACUUGGCCCAGAAAGGUCAGUCUGUGGGUUCAAGCAGGGCUGACCCCGGGUCAGCUGUGACUUGUCCACUGCAGGACCUUUAGUGGACGAAUAAGUGAGCGAAUACUGAGCAUAGACACUCAAGUGAGAAAAGGUUAGUAACCGACAAUCAGCUUGAGAGAGGACAUUUCUAGUAAUAUUGUAGGCUACGCAAACUGGAAAAUGUCCUUUUUGUGAGACAUUUUCUACAGACUUUGUAAAUUCUGCAAACAUAUGCAGUGCAAUGCGACAAGUUGCCAGCUCUCUUGAGAAGUUUAACCAGCGCUCUUAACGAGCUGGAGAAAUUACGCACAGCAUGUGAUGUUUGCUAACAUAAAGGUCUGACCGCAAGUCUUCUAGUUGGAGGGCAAACAGCACACAUGGCACAGUAUUUUACUUGUGUUCUUUACUGUAUAAUCUAACACUUAUCGCCACGUGCACAGUAUAAUUACCUUUCUAACUAUCUCCAAUUCUGCUUUCUUGGCAUUGAUGAUAUUAUUCUGACAAAUACAGAUUGGA
Molecule: messenger RNA, 2713 nt
Organism: Etheostoma cragini (Arkansas darter)
Lineage: Eukaryota; Metazoa; Chordata; Actinopteri; Perciformes; Percidae
Product: urotensin-2 receptor
Exons: 1
Coding region: 1177-2259 (360 amino acids)
Biological process (GO): regulation of blood pressure; blood vessel diameter maintenance; neuropeptide signaling pathway
Cellular component (GO): membrane
Molecular function (GO): urotensin II receptor activity
Source: RefSeq, a predicted model, not a curated record